Molecule: messenger RNA, 1377 nt
Organism: Rhizopus microsporus ATCC 52813
Lineage: Eukaryota; Fungi; Mucoromycota; Mucoromycetes; Mucorales; Rhizopodaceae
Product: cation efflux protein
Exons: 8
Coding region: 1-1023 (340 amino acids)
Biological process (GO): intracellular zinc ion homeostasis; zinc ion transmembrane transport
Cellular component (GO): membrane
Molecular function (GO): zinc ion transmembrane transporter activity
Source: RefSeq, a predicted model, not a curated record
AUGUUGUCCAGAAAAAACAAGAUUUACUUUAUGCUUGUUAUUACAACUUGCUUCUUCUUUGUAGAAAUUGUAAUUGGCUACUAUGUUAGUUCGUUAGCAUUGAUUGCUGACUCAUUUCACAUGUUGAAUGAUCUUCUUAGUAUGUGUAUCGCACUAUGGGCUAUCAAUGUUGCCUCUUCUACAAAAUACGAUCCUAGAUACUCUUAUGGAUGGCAAAGAGCCGAAAUAUUAGGCGCGUUGAUCAAUGGUGUAUUUCUACUUGCCUUAUGCUUCACCAUUCUUAUCGAUUCGAUCGAAAGGUUCGUUUCUCCUGAAGAAAUUAAGAAUCCUGUCAUGGUAUUAGUCACAGGUGGUGCGGGGUUAUUAGCUAAUGUCGUCGGCCUAUUCUUAUUUCACGAUCAUGGACAUAGUCACGGACAUAGUGAUCCGGAGAAAGGCAAUCACAGUCAUCAUGGAGGUGGUCAUUUAAAUAUGAAAGGGAUAUUUUUACAUGUUCUUGGUGAUGCAUUGGGAAACGUAGGCGUUAUUGCGUCCGCUUUAUUCAUAUGGCUGACUCCAUUCAGCUGGAGAUUUUACUUUGAUCCUCUCGUUAGUAUCCUCAUUACGAUCAUUAUCUUUACAUCGGCUCUGCCACUGGUCCGUCAAACAGCAUCUAUUCUGUUGCAAGGUGUUCCCAAGAGUGUUCCUCUUUCAGAUGUCCAUGAGUCGCUUGUAAAGCUGGAUGGUGUUUUAUCAGUGCAUGAGCUUCACGUGUGGCAACUGUCAGACACAAAGCUGAUCGCCUCACUUCAUGUGUUAAUCGAAUCAAGAGAAAAAUAUAUGGAUUUAGCUUCACAAAUACGUGGAUUACUGCACAGCUUUGGUAUUCACUCGGCCACCAUUCAGCCUGAAUUUAUAGAUGAUAAAAAGACUGAUCAAGCAUUGUCUAUUAUGCCCAAGGAAGAGAAUACAAACCAAAGUGGCACUCUGAAUGAUACUAGCAGUGAUAUUGCCAGCGACCAUAACUCUGGCCAGGUAAGCUAAAGGUUCUUGUUGAAUUCAUUAUGCUUAUUGAUACCUCCUUCAUUUAUAGGAUCUACAGAAUUCAUCAACAUGUCUAUUACGUUGCACAGAAGACUCUUGUUUAGAAAACAACUGCUGUCCUCCAUUACAGAAUGAAACACAGUAACCUCUCUUGUGAUGUACUAUAUAAAGAAAUGUAUAUUUUUAUUGCCGUUUUAUUCUAAAUAAUGUUUAACAAUCUCCGGAGCAAGCAUUGAAUGCUUCCCGAGCUUUUAAAUUCAAUACAGUAGCUUGAUUAUGAUUUCGUAAACGAGUUUUUUUUAUAGCCAUCGCUUUGUGUCAAAUAUGUUUUUACUUCGAGGAACUAGUGGCUGU